This is a messenger RNA of Branchiostoma floridae (Florida lancelet), 3398 nucleotides long. Its product is annotated as small conductance calcium-activated potassium channel protein 2-like. Gene Ontology annotation, cellular component: neuronal cell body; plasma membrane; neuron projection. Gene Ontology annotation, biological process: potassium ion transmembrane transport. Gene Ontology annotation, molecular function: small conductance calcium-activated potassium channel activity; calmodulin binding. NCBI's taxonomy places the organism in Eukaryota, Metazoa, Chordata, Leptocardii, Amphioxiformes, Branchiostomatidae. The record is from RefSeq and is a predicted model, not a curated record.
AACCAACAGUCGCUCGUGUGGUGACGUGUGGAGAUCGUGGUGGUGAUCUCAGGCCGGGUCGAUCAGAGGGGAAUUCUGCGGACGUUCGGACCGGUUGGGUACGAGUGGUAGAUUUAUAACCCGACCGAAGUAAAAAAAAAAGGCUACAAGUCCGAUUACCGAUAAGGAUCUAUAUUCUCAGCUGGGAUUGCCUAGCGAGCGGGCCGUCGGCGAGAGAGGGUGCUGGACACCGUGGAAUGGUCUUCCCCCUUCCGGUGACGAUCCCGUGGACUACCAGCGGAUAGCCUGCAGACACCGGGAGCCAUGAGGCCUCAUCCGUAAGAAGCGACACCAAGAGAUGGGUAUAGGAAAUGCAGAAGAGACAAAGGGACCCCGGUCCCUGUCUGGAGAUUUAAGCGAGACUGCCCCACGGAAGGGAUUCAUCUGCACGGGAGCUAGAGGCCACGCCACUCCGCCAUGAACCCGUGUCAACCGCUGCGCUACCAGAAAUCCCUCCUUAUAAAUAAUUCAUUACAGCCAUCGCAACAAGCUAGGAAUGAGAACUAUUCACCGAUGGCAUCGUGCCUUCAAAACCCCCGGCCAAGAUGACAUACUGGAAUUCCUUGUCCGGACAAAAAUAGAACCUCCCCAUGGGUUAGGAACCGGGGUAAAAAUAUAGCGCUAACCCUUCACUGUACAAUCAACACAUGUGCCCUUUCAAUCAAUUCUGGUCACGACAGAAAAGACCGCAAGAAGAAACUGCAGCGGUCAAUCUCCGCAGCUUCAAUAUUUGAAAAUAUCAAGCGAGUGAAAAUCCUUUUUUCCGCAAGGGCACAUCUCUAUGUUGUAAAACCCACGUUUUGAGUACCUUUAUAUGACUACUUAAUUUCCAAGCUCGUGAUUGGUCGAGGGUCGCGGGCAUAGCGUCAUGUCUAUUGUUGUGGUGCAGCCAGCCAAUGAGGGCGCGAGGAUCGAUUCGACGGACAGCCUCAUUCGUAUGCAGGAGCAAGAAGCUUCCGACGCUUGCGCGACUGCUUCGUAUAAAGACUCAAGAAUGGAGCGUGGGGUUACCGGCAACACCAAUACGUUCUACCACCAUGAAAUGGAGACACAGAACAAGUAUGGCGCCGCGCCGAGAGAACUAGGUCUGUCCAGUCUGAGUAGGGGCAAGGGGCGGCCGCAGACCAGCACCUCGGAAACACACGAAGGAGUAACCCGCGGAAGAGCAGGGGGGAGAAGAGGAGCCGGAGGAGGCGGGGCGAUCACUGAAGCUGCCGUUCCAGACGGCAUGGACGGGCAGGAGGAUAACCCAUUCGUGGAUAUAACGGCACUGAAUAAUACUAAAGUCAACGGCAGUGUACGAUCGCUGGGUUCCCCCUCACAGCUGAGGAAGCAACACUCGCAACAGGAAGCCCAGCCCAUGCACGUCAUGAACGCGCCCGAAGUGGUGGUCUCCAGGCCCGACUCCAAACGGAAAACCAAUGUUGGGUACAGGCUUGGACACAGGCGGGCACUGUUCGAAUACAGGAAGAGAUUAAGUGACUAUGCCUUGAUAUUUGGAAUGUUCGGCAUCAUAGUGAUGGUCAUAGAAACGGAGCUGUCAUGGUCGGUGUACUUAAAGACAUCGUUCUACUCUACGGCUUUGAAAUGCCUUAUAACGUUCUCCACGAUCAUUCUUCUGGGGUUGAUCCUGGCCUACCAUAUCAGGGAGAUCCAGCUUUUCAUGGUAGACAACGGCGCAGAUGACUGGAGGAUAGCCAUGACUUUUGAAAGAGUGUUCUUCAUUGCGCUGGAACUCGUAGUCUGUGCAAUACAUCCUAUUCCUGGUGUUUGGAUGUUCACAUGGACCGCUCGCAUGGCCUUCUCAGGCGCCGUAUCAACGAAAGAAGCCGACGUCGACAUCCUCCUCUCCAUACCCAUGUUCUUGAGACUCUACCUUAUCGCCAGAGUCAUGCUGUUGCACAGUAAACUCUUCACAGAUGCUUCGUCCAGAAGUAUCGGUGCCCUGAAUAGAAUAAACUUCAAUACGCGCUUUGUUCUAAAAACGCUGAUGACAAUAUGUCCAGGGACGGUCUUACUGGUUUUCACUGUCACGCUGUGGAUAAUAGCGGCAUGGACAACGACAGCCUGUGAAAGGUAUCAUGAUCAGAGUGAUUUGAAUAGUAACUUCUUGAACGCCAUGUGGCUGGUAGCGAUUACCUUCCUAACCGUGGGGUACGGGGACAUGGUACCCAACACCUACUGUGGGCGUGGCAUCGCUCUUAUUACAGGCAUUAUGGGAGCCGGUUGUACAGCUUUAGUGGUAGCUGUCAUAGCGCGGAAGCUGGAGCUCACCCGCGCCGAAAAACACGUUCACAAUUUCAUGAUGGACACACAGUUAACAAAAAGGAUAAAAAACGCGGCAGCGAACGUGCUUCGAGAAACGUGGCUUAUUUACAAGUACAGAAAACUGGAUAGAAAUCAUGCCAAAAUAAGAACACAUCAAAGAAAGUUCCUUCAAGCCAUCCACCAGCUCCGAAGAGUAAAAAUGGAGAAAAGAAAAUUGUCGGACCAAGCCAACACGCUCGUGGAUCUUGCAAAGAACCCGUUCGACUCAGAUGAAAAUCAAAUGACGGCCUUCAUUACCGUGCCUCAUAUAGAGUUCUUUCAGACGCAGUCGACAAUGUAUGACUUGGUAACAGAGCUGCACUCCAACAACCAGACCGUGGAAGAACGGGUGGAAAGGAUCGAGAAAAGACUGGAUGAUCUUCAAGCUGUCAUGAUGCAAUUGCCUGACCAGUUAGCCCGCAUGAUCGCAACCACGCACGCGCACUCUCCUCACCUCCCUGUUGUUUUUGUAGUUGUCGACGUAGGACUGACAUGGACUAUAAAGUAUUGGCGUAAUGUUUCUUUUCCUGUCGUAGUUGUAGUAGUAAAAAUUGAUGAUUUGCCAUGUAAUGUAGUGCAAGCAGGCCUGCGGUUGGACAGUCAUAGGCGACCUCUAGCGGGAACGAGACAUAUUGUCGCGCGAGAAUUCAGACAAUCAUAUGGACGAUAGCUAUUGUGUCACCAAACCUGUCUAUCACCAACCCUGACCAUGACCACAUACAAUUUUUUUCCGGCCACGAUUUGUUAUACUGAGAAAAUACUGUAUCAUAUCGCCAAUCAUGCCAAACACAAAAAAACUUUUUUUUUAUCACAGUGACAAAAUUCUUAGCAAGCAUUUUGUUGAAAGGACACAAGUAGGAUACAAUUGAAGUGAAAAAUAUUUUCAGAUCACGACAGCUUUUCCUUUUGAUCAGUGAUCGAAAGUGCACAUGGCAUUGACUAACAGUGGAACAAAGAAAGACAGCUUCGGCUUUUUCAGCCGCUCAAUUAUACGAAUUCGUACUUAGCUGAUUUCGAUGGGAAGGAAACACGAUUACAAAUUGUGAAGUUCA